This is a messenger RNA of Penicillium digitatum Pd1, 1920 nucleotides long. Lineage: Eukaryota; Fungi; Ascomycota; Eurotiomycetes; Eurotiales; Aspergillaceae. The record is from RefSeq and is a predicted model, not a curated record.
AUGGGUCUCCCCAUGGCGGCUGAAGGUCGCGAUGACGGCAAAAACAUCGAUCGGACUAUAGUUGGAGAGGAAUCACAUGGCUUGCAAAUUGAUAAAAUGAAGGCACGCGGGACUAAUGGCGAUAAUCCAUCACAGCAUGGUCCCGAAUCACCGCCCGGAUCGGACGGCUCUCACGCAGGCGAUAUAUUCGAUGACGAGAAGGAACUAGCACAGCACCCCGACAGUGUCACGGAGGGUGCUCAAUUAGGUCAGCAGAAGGCGGAAGCAGCGGCGCUCGCAUGGAACCGGCCAGCUUUGGUUGGAAUAUAUGCUUGGAUCUGGAUCUGCACGUUUAUGUUGGCAUUUCACUCGAAUAUAAGCGGCUUUCUGAUCAACUAUAUCCAAGGAGGGUUCAAGACCGCACCGCAGGUCUCCACCUCCUAUAUCCUCGCGAACAUUGUGGGCGGCGUCCUUAAGCUGCCGCUUGGUAAGACCUUGAACUUGUGGGGUCGUGCUGAGGCUCUGGUGGUCUCGACAGGCAUUUACCUUCUUGGCAUGGUCAUCCUCGCUGCAUGUGAUGGUCCCAAUGGGUAUGCGGCGGGAUAUGUGCUGUACUGGAUCGGCUACUAUUGCUUAUACCUGAUCUUGAAUGUUUUUGUGGCCGAUACCUCAGGUCUAAGGAACCGAGCGUUCGCUUUUGGCUUUAUGCAGACGCCGUUCAUCUGCACUGCAUUCACAGGCAGUCUUGCAGCAAACUCGAUCUACGCCAAGUACGGGUGGCGCUGGGGUUAUGGCAUCUUCUGCAUAGUGAUGCCGUUUGUGUUUUUGCCCCUCGCAAUCGCUUUCAAAUACUUCGAGAAGAAGGCAGAAAGGAAAGGCAUCUUCCGACGACAGCCCAGUGGUCGUACUGUAGAACAGUCUGCCAUCCAUUAUAUCCAUGAAUUUGAUGGUAAUAAUACCCAAACCGAAGGUCGGGGUGUUGACACUAACGUUACGUUGCUAGUUAUUGGCGCUUUCUUGCUCAUGGCUGGUUGGGUUUUGUUCCUUCUACCAUUCAGUUUAACUCAAUACGGCCGCUCUACGUACUCAAGCGCAAAAUUCAUUGUUCUCCUCAUCCUCGGAGUUGUCGUGUUGGGGGUCUUUGCAGCAUGGGAGAAAUGGGUGGCUCGAACUCACUUUAUCCGCUACGAGUUGAUCAAGCGGCCGACCAUUCUAGGCGCAUGCAUCCUGGCCGCCGUACUCUUUUUCAGCUUCGAGCUCUGGGAUCAGUACUUCUACAACUACGUCCUGAUCUCCUACGACAUUUCCCCAGUCCAUGCAAAUUACAUGAUUCAGAUUUAUAACGUCGGCUCUUGCUUCUUUUCUCCCGUCAUUGGAGCCAUUAUCUGGGCCACUGCGCGCUUUAAAUACAUCUGUCUAUUCUUCGGAGCCCCGCUUAUGAUCCUGGGCUCCGGGCUGAUGAUCUACUUCCGCGGCGCAGACCAUGGCAUUGGCUACGUCGUCAUGUGCCAGAUCUUCAUUGCCUUCGCCGGCGGCACCCUCGUCAUUGGCGAAGACAUGGCUGUAAUGGCGGCAGGUGGCCGUGAGGGCACCCCGAUGAUGCUGGCCCUCAUUGGAUUGUUCUCGAACAUUGGCGGUGCGAUCGGCCUGGCUGUUGGCGCUGCUAUCUACAACAAUGUCUUCGUCGAUACUCUCACAGCACGAUUGCCGGACAAUUUGAAGGCCAAUGCCACUCAGAUCUACCUUGGUGGUAUCACUGUGCAGUCAACUUACCCAUGGGGAACUCCUCUUCGCGAAGCUGUUGCGUAUACGUGGGGCUAUGCUCAGCGUUUGAACUGCAUUGCUUCUACUGCCAUAUUGGCUUUGACAAUUCCUUGCAUUCUGGCCUGGAAGAACUACGAAGUAAACCGGAAGCAGAACAAGGGUGAAAUGAUAUUCUGA